AGGAAGAAACACAGCGAUGAUGGAGAAAGGCCUUCAGAGACAGGAAACGACAGGGUGGAGAGAAGGAUUUGUGUUAAGUGGGACGGGAAGACAGCUAUUUUCAGGUGGAGAUAGGCGGACACCCCACCGCACAUCCCCCCAACCCCCGAUCCUUCCUCUGCUAGGGUCCUCCUGGCUUCAUAGGAAGAGGCACUCUUGUCCCAUCGUCCACCGAUGCUGGCUGUCCACACCCAUUGGGUUUUAUUUGGGGCACUAACAGCGUUGUUAGCACCUAAAACUGGUCGCAUGCAUCCAAGAGGUAGUAAACGCAAGAGAGAGUGAGGCCACAUAGUGGCGAAUCUACUUUCCUUCUGACACGGGAAGCAGAGAUGGACAGGGCAUCAGGAGACAGCGCUGUCACUUGCAGGUGAGCGUGCUGACCACGCUGGAGCGCAGGUUCAACCUGCAGAGCGCGGACGUGGGUGUGAUCGCCAGCAGCUUCGAGAUCGGGAACCUGGCGCUCAUCCUCUUCGUGAGCUACUUCGGGGCGCGCGGGCACCGGCCGCGCCUCAUUGGCUGCGGGGGUGUCGUCAUGGCACUGGGCGCCCUGCUGUCCGCGCUGCCGGAGUUCCUGACCCAUCAGUACAAGUAUGAGGCUGGCGAGAUCCGCUGGGGCGCAGAGGGCCGCGACGUCUGUGCUGCCAAUGGCUCGGGUGGCGACGAGGGGCCCGACCCUGACCUCAUCUGCCGCAACAGGACUGCCACCAACAUGAUGUACUUGCUGCUUAUUGGGGCCCAGGUGCUCCUGGGCAUCGGUGCUACCCCUGUGCAGCCCCUUGGGGUCUCCUACAUCGACGACCACGUGCGGAGGAAGGACUCCUCGCUCUAUAUAGGAAUCCUGUUCACGAUGUUGGUAUUUGGACCAGCCUGUGGAUUUAUUCUGGGCUCCUUCUGUACCAAAAUCUACGUGGAUGCUGUCUUCAUUGACACAAGUAACCUGGACAUCACCCCCGAUGACCCCCGCUGGAUUGGAGCCUGGUGGGGUGGCUUCCUGCUCUGUGGUGCCUUGCUCUUCUUCUCAUCUCUCUUGAUGUUCGGGUUCCCACAGUCCCUCACCCCACACUCAGACCCUGCCAUGGAGAGCGAGCAGGCCAUGCUUCCUGAAAGAGAAUACGAGAGGCCCAAGCCCAGCAACGGGGUCCUGAGGCACCCCCUGGAGCCAGACAGCAGUGCCUCCUGCUUCCAGCAGCUGAGAGUGAUCCCGAAGGUCACAAAGCACCUGCUCUCAAACCCUGUGUUCACCUGCAUCGUCCUGGCUGCCUGCAUGGAGAUCGCGGUGGUGGCUGGCUUUGCUGCCUUCCUGGGCAAGUACCUGGAACAGCAGUUUAACCUUACCACCUCUUCUGCCAACCAGCUGCUCGGGAUGACCGCAAUCCCAUGUGCCUGUCUGGGAAUCUUCCUGGGUGGCCUCCUGGUGAAAAAACUCAGCCUAUCUGCCUUGGGGGCAAUUCGGAUGGCCAUGCUUGUCAACCUGGUGUCCACAGCCUGCUAUGUCUCCUUCCUCUUCCUGGGCUGUGACACAGGCCCUGUGGCUGGGGUGACUGUCCCCUAUGGAAACAACUCAGCGCGGGGUGCAGCCCUGGACCCCUACUCACCUUGCAAUAAGCACUGCGAAUGUCAAACUGACUCCUUCACUCCAGUGUGCGGGGCUGAUGGCAUCACCUACCUGUCUGCCUGCUUUGCUGGCUGCAACAGCACGAAUCUCACGGGCUGUGCAUGCCUCACCACCGUCCCCCCAGAGAAUGCCACCGUGGUUCCCGGAAAAUGCCCCAGUCCGGGCUGCCAAGAAGCCUUCCUCACCUUCCUGUGUGUGAUGUGUGUGUGUAGCAUGAUUGGUGCCAUGGCCCAGACGCCCUCCGUCAUCAUCCUUAUCAGGACAGUCAGCCCUGAACUCAAGUCUUAUGCCCUGGGAGUUCUUUUCCUCCUCCUUCGUUUGUUGGGCUUCAUCCCCCCACCCCUCAUCUUUGGGGCUGGCAUCGACUCCACCUGCCUGUUCUGGAGCACGUUCUGUGGGGAGCAAGGCGCCUGUGUCCUCUACGACAAUGUGAUCUACAGAUACCUGUACGUCAGCAUCGCCAUUGCACUCAAGUCCUUUGCCUUCAUUCUCUACACCACCACGUGGCAGUGCCUGAGGAAAAACUAUAAACGCUACAUCAAAACCCACGAGGGCGGGCUGAGCACCAGUGAGUUCUUUGCCUCUACUCUGACCCUAGACAAUCUGGGGAGGGACCCUGUGCCCGCACACCAGACACAUAGGACAAAAUUUAUCUAUAACCUAGAAGACCAUGAGUGGUGUGAGAACAUGGAGUCUGUUUUAUAGUGACUAAAGGAGUUGAACUCUGUAUUAGUAAUCCAAGUAAUCCAAGGGUCAUUUUUCUUAAAAAAAAAAAAUUUGCAAAAAACAAAAAAAACACAGAUGUGUGCGCGUGCACACACACACACACACACCCCACCUUUUCCUCAAAAUCAGAGCCAGACAGGAUUCAGAAUAAGGAGAGGAUGGCAUGGUCCUGGACGAUGCUCAUGCUUCCAGGCCUCAGAGUCUGCUUUGAAGGUACCUCAUGGUUUUCAGGAUGCUGACAGCUGCAAGCAACGGCACUUGCCAGGUUCAGGGAACAGUGGAGACCAGCUUGAAGGAUGGACAUUUCUGGACAUACAUACACAUACAAAACACAUGUUCAAAUUGAGAACAUUGCCAGAUUAAGCUCUAGUGACAGACCCUGUGCCACCCUCUCCCUCCUCCACAUGAAGUAGGGGUAUGCAAGUCGGAGGCAUGGAUGCCCUGCUCCUCUCUCUCUCUCUACCUUUUGCAAUAUGGGUCUCUGUGUAGACGACUCACCCAGUCUGCAUGUGGUUCAAGGCCCCAGAGUUCUCAGUGAUGCUAAUGGGUGAUCCAUGCUGGAGUGUAUUGUUGGCCCCUCUCACCAGCUCCAUGUCCAUGUUUAAGACUGAGGGCCUAAGGGGGAGCUGGGUAGGGGGUCAGCACCUCCCCUACACCUGGCAGCACCUCUCAGUGGUGACAGCCACCUCCCCCAAGCCCCACAGUGUGACCUCAGGAAGCCCCAGGCCUCACCUGGCUAUGACUGACUUGCUCAGAGCCGGUGAGCCCCAACAUAGCUCAAGUCAUUUGCCAAACCUUUUGCCAUUUUUUUCAAAAAAAAAAAAAAAAAACAAUGCAUAUGAAUUUCAAACUGUUGUAUGUAUAAUCCUCUAAUACUAUUUUUAACUACUUCUAAAAAAAAAUCUGUGUUAACCCUUCAGUCACUAACACAGUUCUAAAGCCCGGGUUUAUGACGCUGGUUGCUUUUACUUUUCUUCUUUUUUAAUGCACCAAAAAUAUAAUGUGAUUC
Messenger RNA from Castor canadensis (American beaver), 3389 nucleotides. The record is from RefSeq and is a predicted model, not a curated record. Lineage: Eukaryota; Metazoa; Chordata; Mammalia; Rodentia; Castoridae.